AUGAAUUCGAAAGAAAUUUCUCGUUUGACAACAACAUGCAUAUGCAUGUCAUUUUUCUUUUUCCUUUUUCAAUGCACGUCUAGUCAGCCUUUAUCAACAAGUUUAUUGAAAGCUAACAAUAAUAAUAAUAAUGACGAUGAUAUUGUUGCUGAUUUUAUACGAAUGAGACCAUUAUUGUAUUCGAAUUCAGAUGAUUUAAAUUCUGAAGACAAUGAUUAUGAAGUAUGGUCACAAUUAUUAACUAAAUUUUCAGAAUUACACAACGAAUAUGAUCAAAACAAUCGACCCAGUACAUCAUUGCCUGUUCGUCGAGCAAAUUUUUGGAAACGAGCUAAUUUUUGGCGUAAACGCGCUAAUUUUUGGUGA
This is a messenger RNA of Rotaria sordida, 366 nucleotides long. The record is from the annotation of a GenBank genome assembly. NCBI's taxonomy places the organism in Eukaryota, Metazoa, Rotifera, Eurotatoria, Philodinida, Philodinidae.